Messenger RNA from Penicillium daleae, 186 nucleotides. RefSeq lists its product as uncharacterized. The record is from RefSeq and is a predicted model, not a curated record. Lineage: Eukaryota; Fungi; Ascomycota; Eurotiomycetes; Eurotiales; Aspergillaceae. The transcript has a single exon. Bases 1 to 186 code for a protein of 61 amino acids.
AUGUCCGGCGCGAUACCGAAAAGUCACCACCUCUACAAUCACUCGAUUUCUGUUGGCAUAUUUGCCUUGCCGAUUGAGAUUCGCUACGACAUCUUCAAACGGGUGCUUGCCGUGCUUGACCCUUUGUGUUUCCCAGGAUCCAGACAAUCCAGUGGUGUCGUUCUUGCGAACAAGCAUCGUGCAUGA